GUAGAGAGAAAGAACUGGACACAAACAAAACACAGGCACACAGAGACAGUUUUUUGAAUUAAAGAGAAGUUUUUCGAAAUAAAGACAAGUUUUUCAACAACAGACAACACCGAAACAGAAAGAGAAAGAGGGCAAUUGAGGGAGUUUAUUGAAAAAUAUGGGAGACGUGAUACUGUACGUGGAGGAGGAUUCAUGCUCGGCAGUUUCGCUCUGCAGGAUUUGCCAUGAAGAAGAAUUCGGAAGCUCCGAUCAUAAGACCAUGGAAGCUCCCUGUGCAUGCUCUGGAACUGUUAAGUUUGCACACAGAGAUUGCAUACAGAGGUGGUGCAACGAGAAAGGCAAUACGACCUGCGAAAUAUGUCUCCAGAGCUAUGAACCAGGAUACACAGCACCACCGCCAAAAAAGACGCAGAUAGAUGACUCAGCAGUAACAAUUAGAGAUAGCGUGCAGGUUCCGAGAAGAGAGCAAGAGGAAGAGGAGGGCGCAGGAAGCCCAAGAUAUGGCUACUCUGCGUCUCAAUGCUCGUCUGCGGCUGACAGAAGUGCAUCUUAUUGUCGAUCUCUCGCUCUCCUUUUUACGGUGGUGUUGCUGGUGAGGCAUCUCUUUGUGGUGAUUACCGGUACCGACGAAGAUUACCCCUUCACGCUUCUAACUGUGCUUAUUCUAAGGUCUAGCGGGAUUAUCCUGCCAAUGUACGUAUUAUUUCGAACAAUCACAGCCAUCCAAAACAGCAUCCACCACCAGUAUCAUCGAUAUCGUCGUUAUCAGCAGCAAGACUCUGACUCUGGAGAUGAGACCGAUAGCGAAGACCUGGCUGACAAUGAAGAAACUCAAACAGUUUGACACACAAUCUCCAAUUGUUUUUUUUUUUACUUCCAUUAAUUUGUAACAAACAGAAACAGUAGAGAGCAUCAUAUGAUCCAUGCCCAUCUGUCUUGACGUAUAUACGAAAGGAAAUAAUAUCGAUUCUUUUUUUU
This is a messenger RNA of Pyrus x bretschneideri (Chinese white pear), 978 nucleotides long. Its product is annotated as E3 ubiquitin-protein ligase MARCHF8. The record is from RefSeq and is a predicted model, not a curated record. Gene Ontology annotation, biological process: protein ubiquitination. Gene Ontology annotation, cellular component: membrane. The coding region runs from base 158 to 844 and encodes 228 amino acids. NCBI's taxonomy places the organism in Eukaryota, Viridiplantae, Streptophyta, Magnoliopsida, Rosales, Rosaceae. The transcript is spliced from 6 exons. Gene Ontology annotation, molecular function: ubiquitin-protein transferase activity; zinc ion binding.